AUGGAUCUACUAAUGAUUGCUAUUAAAGUUGAUAGGCUAGAUGGUAGUGGAAAACUUGUACUUGAUGGCGAUGAACAGUUACAAGAAAUGUUUUCUUUGUAUAGAAAUUGUAAGGAGAUUCCUGUAUUUGUGAAUGUUGAAGUUGGGUCUCAGGUGAGACUCCCACCUCCUCCAGAUGUAGGAAUAGGUGAAGAGCCUAAUGUUGAAAAUGAUGACAGGGAUGCAAAUAGACAUGAAUUUGAUUAUGUAAAUGAGGAUGAACAUAUAGGUGGCAGUGGUGAAAAUGAUGACAGUGAUGAAAAAAGGCAUGAAGUUGAUGAAGUGAAUGAUGAUAGUGUUAAUGGUUUCAGUUCUGAGGAUGAUGACUAGAUAGUUGAUGGUGAUGAUGCCCCAAUGUUAGUUAUGAGUACAAUGAUGAUACCAUCAACACACAAUUAGAUAAAAACAGUGAUGAUGGAUUUUUAGAUUAUCAAUCAGGGGAUGAAGGAUUGUUAGUAGUAUAGAUUCUGAGGAACUUGAGGUUGAAGUGGAUAAAACACAGAGAAGGGGUAGGAAAAGAAAGUGCAAUGUCAG
Ilex paraguariensis (yerba mate) is the source of this 573-nucleotide messenger RNA. Lineage: Eukaryota; Viridiplantae; Streptophyta; Magnoliopsida; Aquifoliales; Aquifoliaceae. The record is from the annotation of a GenBank genome assembly.